Messenger RNA from Aspergillus novofumigatus IBT 16806, 612 nucleotides. Its product is annotated as C-terminal helicase domain-containing protein. NCBI's taxonomy places the organism in Eukaryota, Fungi, Ascomycota, Eurotiomycetes, Eurotiales, Aspergillaceae. The record is from RefSeq and is a predicted model, not a curated record. Gene Ontology annotation, cellular component: chromosome; cytoplasm. The annotation marks the transcript as partial. The transcript has a single exon. Gene Ontology annotation, molecular function: 3'-5' DNA helicase activity; four-way junction helicase activity. Gene Ontology annotation, biological process: double-strand break repair via homologous recombination.
AAGGUCCCUAAUAACCUGCCUGAAUCAGAAUAUGCCCCCUAUCUCAGGCAGUUUAUCAAGAGCUUUGAGAUGAAACAUGGCCCAUUCAGGUCUAGUGCUAGGGCUAGGGCUAAAGUGAUCAUCUUCUGCCGGUCUAAACGGCUAGUGAAUGCCAUAUCUGAUGAGUUGGAGCCUGAGGCAGCCAAAUUCCAGGCUGAUCUAUCAGAUCAGGCUAAGCUAGAUCAGCUAGAUCUAUUUCAAUCUAGCAGAUAUAUCUUAGUGGCUACUGGUGCCAUUGGGGCAGGGUAUGAUUUCCCUGAUGUUGACUUAGUCAUCCAUUUCAUGCCUGGUCAAUAUGAGAUGACUAGUUUCAUGCAGGAAUCUGGUCGCGCAGGUAGAUCACCUGAUCAACCUGGAUGGUCAUAUUGCCUAGUGAAGGCAUUCUGGAUGCAGGCUAGGCCUAAUCAGGAAGGUGAAGCCCUAGAGGUCACCACAUUCCUGAAUUAUCUAGGUGAUCAGGUCUGCAGGCGACGUGUGAUAUCUAGGGUUUUUAAUGCUAGGGCUAUUAAGUCAUGUGACCCUAGCUGGGCCCUCUGUGAUCUAUGUGAGCAUAGGCAAUCAACACUAGGCCUA